Helicoverpa zea (corn earworm) is the source of this 2094-nucleotide messenger RNA. RefSeq names its product glucose dehydrogenase [FAD, quinone]-like. Gene Ontology annotation, molecular function: oxidoreductase activity, acting on CH-OH group of donors; flavin adenine dinucleotide binding. The coding region runs from base 1 to 1851 and encodes 616 amino acids. Lineage: Eukaryota; Metazoa; Arthropoda; Insecta; Lepidoptera; Noctuidae. The record is from RefSeq and is a predicted model, not a curated record. The transcript is spliced from 2 exons.
AUGGAGGCGGCAGGAGCGCUGGCCAGCUUGGCACCGUCGCCCAUCACCGUAUUGGGUCUGAUACCACUCCUGGCACUCGGGAUCACGUACUUCAGAUACCAACAAUUCGACCCGGAGUCUUAUAUUACGGAUGUCAAUACUGUGAUGCCGAUCUACGAUUUUGUGAUAGUCGGCGGCGGUUCCGCCGGUGCAGUAGUCGCGUCGCGGCUCUCCGAGAUCGGCAACUGGACUGUGCUGCUCCUGGAGGCCGGCCAAGACGAAACUGAGAUCUCUGACAUCCCCGCGCUCGCGGGCUACACACAGCUUUCCGAAAUGGACUGGCAGUUCCAGACCACGCCCUCUAACAACCGCUCCUACUGCCUCGCCAUGAACGGCGACCGCUGCAACUGGCCCAGAGGCAAAGUACUCGGUGGCUGCAGCGUGCUCAAUGCAAUGGUGUACGUGAGAGGCAACCGCAACGACUACGACCUCUGGGAAGCGCUGGGUAACCCCGGCUGGUCGUACGAUCAAGUGUUACCAUAUUUCCUCAAAUCCGAAGACAAUCGCAACCCGUACUUAGUAAACACACCGUACCACGCCGCCGGCGGAUACCUCACGGUCCAAGAAGCACCAUGGCGCACGCCAUUAUCGGUUACGUUCUUGAAAGGCGGAAUGGAACUUGGUUAUGAAAACCGUGACAUAAACGGAGCGAAACAGACGGGCUUCAUGUUGACCCAAGCGACGAUGCGGCGCGGCAGUCGAUGCAGCACGGCCAAGGCCUUCCUACGCCCUGUCAGGCAGAGGAGUAACUUACACGUAGCUCUAGGUGCUCAAGUUACUAGAAUUCUUAUCAAUCCUGUCAAAAAACAAGCAUACGGUGUAGAAUUCUUCCGAAAUGGUCAAAGGCACAAAGUACGAAUAAAACGAGAAGUGAUUAUGUCGGCUGGAGCUCUCGCGACCCCUAAAAUAAUGAUGUUAAGUGGAAUCGGACCGGCUGACCAUCUUAGAGAACAUGGUAUUCCUUUAGUAGCAAACCUGAAGGUAGGCCAUAACUUGCAGGAUCAUGUUGGACUUGGUGGUUUGACGUUUGUAGUCAACAAGCCUGUAACAUUCAAGAAGGAUCGCUUCCAAACAUUUAACGUCGCUAUGAACUACAUUUUGUACGAGAAGGGACCGAUGACAACGCAGGGCGUAGAGGGGCUAGCAUUCGUUAAUACUAAAUACGCGCCAUCUUCGGGCAACUGGCCUGACAUACAGUUCCACUUCGCUCCCAGUUCAGUGAAUUCUGACGGAGGAGAACAGAUCAGGAAGAUAUUGAACUUGCGGGACAGAGUAUACAACACAGUUUACAAACCAAUAGAAGACGCUGAGACUUGGACUAUACUUCCAUUGCUGUUGAGACCGAAGAGCUCCGGUUGGAUUAAACUCAAAAGCCGCAACCCGUUUGCUGCGCCGUCUAUUGAGCCUAACUACUUCGCUUACAAGGAAGACAUAAAAGUUUUGAUUGAAGGUAUAAAAAUAGCCAUGGCUUUGUCAAACACGACUGCUUUCCAGAGGUACGGGUCAAGGCCGCACAACAUAGCUAUGCCAGGAUGUCAGCAUCAUGUGUUAUUUAGUGACGAAUACUGGGAGUGCAGCUUGAAGCACUUCACGUUUACUAUCUACCAUCCUACUGGGACGUGUAAGAUGGGUCCCAAGCAGGAUAUAGAUGCUGUGGUAGACCCCAGGCUACGUGUGCAUGGCGUAGCUAACUUGAGAGUCGUCGACGCAAGUAUUAUGCCCACCAUCAUUAGUGGGAACCCCAACGCUCCUGUCAUCAUGAUCGCAGAAAAAGCAUCAGAUAUGAUUAAAGAGGACUGGCUUGUAUUAUGACAGUGUUAAUGAUAGUGAAUAAAAAUACUCAGUCAUGAACAAAAAUUAUUAUCUAGAAAUACUCGUUAAGUAAAUAUUAUUUUAUUGAAGGUAAUUAUUGCUAUUGUAAGUAAAAACUGUAAAUAUAAUAUUAAGGCUGUAGUGUACGUAAUUAUUUUACUUUUCGAGUCCAUUAGGCGUAUUGUAUUGUAAUAAAAAUUACCAAUCGCUGGUACGGUGUAUACAAUAAAACAUAAAAUAAUU